AUGGAAGAGAAAAAGUGGUACAAGCACUGUCGCCAGGGUGAAGCUUUCUUCGAGACAUUUCCGAUCGAGUUAGUCUGCCAUGAUGGUAGAAAACGUGAGCUCUGCACCAUCGGCACUAGUGGCUGUCGCACCUGCGUCUGCAUUUACGUCCGACUGAGCGACGACAGCUGCUUCAUAGCACACAUAGCAGCCGAAACUGGUACCGAGGACGAGGUUGAGAAGUGGCGACCUGAUGAGGAGCAAGGUGCACUGCUUAGCCAGGCCAUCGAAAAGAGGCUGCGAUCACAUUCACAGCUGACUAUACUCGUCAAUGCCAAGGAUUACAAGCUUCAAAAAGGAGAGUACGCCGUCUGCUCAUGCCACAGCGAUACAUUCAAGGGCAAGCCUUCGGUGGGCAAAUACAUCAUUCAAGGUCUCCACGACUUCUUUGGCAAGAUGGAAGUAAGGAAGGCUUGCGGUUUCAUUGUGGAUCAUGCAAAGCGUGACAUUGACUGGCUUACUACAACAGCGGAAGCUUCCAGGGAAGCGAUACCGAGCGAUCAUGGAUGGCAUAGCCAGAAAGAGGAUGAUUAUGUCAUUGAGGAGGGCAUGGGCAGCGAAGACUGGCACUUUGUGUGGAUAUAUGAGGAGGGCGACUGGGUCAGGCAAGACGAGGCGGUGAAGGGACACGGAACCCAUCGUCUCGAAUCCAGGACAGGAGAGCAGUGGUACAAGCACUGCAAGCAAGGCCAAAGUUUCGUCCUCAACCUCCCGCUUGCCCUCCAAUGCCACGAUGGCAACACUCACACCGUAGACACAGUCGGCACUGCUAAGUGCUUCACCUGUGUCGGACUCUACGUGCGCCUGAGCGACACUAGCUGCUUCGUAGCCCACAUCGCUGCCGACUUGCACCCUUUCGUCGACGACACCGGGCUCUUCGAGCCCUGGCGGCUCGAUGAAAAACAAGGCGAGCUGCUGAAGAAAGCUGUGAUCCGCAAGCUGGAGACGGUCGACGAGCUACGAGGCUUCAGGGCGCCAAAUCACAAAUUCGCGAAAGGCGACAUCGCAAUUUGUUGCGAGCAUCGAAAGGAGGCCUGGGGAUUGACAAUGGUCGGCGACGACAUCAUCGAUGGCCUGCGAGCCUUCUUCGGUGAUGAUAUUCCAGUGAGACACGCACAAGGCUUUCUGGCUCAGCCUCACACCAGGGACAUUCAAUUUUUCAGAGGAAAGCCUAAGGAGUAUGUUAAUUGGGAGUGGUGUCUGGAGAACAAGCUGAAGUAUAACGACAUUGGCCAAGAGUUGCCAUCUGAUUGGGGUUGGGACAGUCAAGGUGGAGAGGACGAUCUUUCGAUUGCUGAUGGCUCGGAUGACCGUGAGUGGCAUUUUCGGAUGUACGAUGGCGACUGGAUCAGUGGUGAUUGA
This is a messenger RNA of Fulvia fulva, 1401 nucleotides long. RefSeq lists its product as uncharacterized. Bases 1 to 1401 code for a protein of 466 amino acids. The record is from RefSeq and is a predicted model, not a curated record. NCBI's taxonomy places the organism in Eukaryota, Fungi, Ascomycota, Dothideomycetes, Mycosphaerellales, Mycosphaerellaceae. The transcript has 2 exons.